CAAGGAUGGAGCAUAAACGGGCCUAUAUUUUGACUCGCAGCGUGCUUCGAUUCAUUUUCUGAAAACUCCGUUGUCUUGAUCUUACAAUCCUCAACAAGUUCGCCGUCAUGUACACUCUCUUCCCGUAUCUCCUUUCCCGACCUGGAGCUGAAGACGACUUUCAACCGACGUCAAUAGUCUUCUCAAACUUGCAGGGGUCUGCGGACGAACUUGUUUGGGCUUGGGCGAACGUGCUGAGCGGAUACUCGGGCUACGAUGACCAGGUAUCGUUUGUCAGGAACGAUAGCGCGAUGUUAGUUACGCUUCGUGGUGAUACUGUGCAGAUUGAGGAAGUGAACAAGACAGAACCAAUACCACGUGAGGCCACCGCGGUCUACACGGAUGGCAGAGAACCCUUACAAAAUCUUGCUUUAGAAAUAUACGUCGAUUUACGCACCGGGUGUGGCGCUCUACAUACCAAUGGAUUUGUCCCGGCCAAACAUCUAAGUCAAGUCAUUUCUGUUCUACAAUGCGCACCGGGUCAAACAGGGAACAACCUGUGGUCUACAAUCUUAAGUUCAGAUCCUCGGGUUGAGCUCUCUAUGCUAAACGAACGACCGACUCUUGUGCCUGGCCCAAAUCUGCUCCACAUGCUGGUAUCUUCGGCACAAGAUGGACAAUCUAUUGCGAUCGAUUAUUACGAUGCCGACAUGUCAAAUGUACGAGUUUCGUACGAUGAACUGUAUGCUCGCAUCUCGAAUCUUGAGCAAAUACUUUGUGAACGUUUAGCACAAAGGACUGUGAAUCAGCGGCGGACAAUUCCUAUCUUGAUUCCUCACUCACCUGAAUUGUACAUUGCCAUGAUUGCUGUUCUACGGAGCGGAUGCGCCUUCUGUCCACUUCAGCUCGACGCACCUAGAGAUCGCUUGGAAUUCAUCGUUCGAGAUGUGGGAGCAACUGUUGUAAUAACUACGUCUGCAUAUUUGUCCAAAGCCCAGAGCAUAUCGGAUGUCGAUAUCAUUGACGCCAACGUGUCAAACUCACACAUUAAUCGCAAGCCAUCCUCUGGACCGAAAGAUAUUCAAAAAAUAGAUCCCAGCGAUACGGCCUACAUCAUGUACACGAGCGGCUCGACUGGAAAGCCGAAAGGCGUGCCAGUGUCACACCUAUCAGCUACUCAGAGUCUCCUCGCUCACGACCGACAUAUACCGAAAUUCUCUCGCUUCCUGCAGUUUGCCGCACCCACAUUCGACGUGUCCAUCUUUGAAAUUUUCUUUACACUGUAUCGACAUAGCACGCUCGUUGUCUGCGAACGCUCUCGCCUCUUGAACGACAUUCCAUUCGCAAUGAGGUACAUGCAGGUUGACGCAGCGGAACUUACUCCUACAGUUGCGGGCGGCUUACUACAGCUGAGAAAGAAUGCUCCUGGGCUAAAAUUGCUACUUACAAUUGGCGAGAUGCUCACGCCACAAGUUGUCGCUGAAUUCGGUGGAGAUGAGAGCAAGGAUGCAAUAUUGUGGGGUAUGUAUGGUCCUACUGAAGCGGCUAUCCACUGCACUCUUCAGCCCGCGUUUUCAACCAGGCAUAAACCUGGAAACAUUGGAUUUCCCCUCGACACGGUCUCUGCGUUCGUAAUUGCUCAGACAAGUGGAAAAUCUCAAGUCGAAGAUGUUUUCCAGCCCUUACCACAAGGAUUUGUCGGCGAGCUGGCAGUUGGUGGGUUUCAAUUGGCGGACGGUUACUUGAAUCGACCAGAGCAAACAGCAAAUGCGUUCAUCCGAACGAACUCGCAUGGUUUAAUUUACCGUACUGGGGACAAAGCGAGGAUUCUUGUCGAUGGCACAAUUGAGUGCUUAGGCCGCAUCUCUACUGGCCAAGUAAAACUCAGAGGUCAGCGCAUUGAACUUGGAGAGAUUCGUCACGCCGUCGCGAAGACUCCAGGUUGUUUAGACGCCGUUGUCAGUGUCAUCAAUGAGUCUUUGGUGGCUUUCUGCCUUUCGAAUGAAAACCUUGCAACUGAAAGCGUGAUGGCAAGCUGUCGGAGUUGGCUUCCAUCAUUCAUGGUCCCAUCUGAUGUCGUUAUACUUCAAGACUUUCCUCGACUCCAAUCAGGUAAAGUGGACAUGAAGGAGCUUGAACAAAAAUACGAAAAAAAUUACUUCCCAGAGGCCGGAAGGAUCGAAAAUGAUACCAGCAACAACGCUUGGCUAGCUUGCAAGGUAUUGAGAGGCAUAUCGAGACGCUCUAUAUUACCUUCUCAGAAGCUUAGCUCGACGGGAAUAGACUCAUUACUUGCAAUAAAGGCCGCUAGCCAGUUGCGAAGACAUGGCUUUCGAGUGUCUGUCACUGAUUUACUGGGGGACAAGACUAUUGAAGAGCUUGUGCAAGAUCAGAAUCUGGGGGGCCUCUCUCAAUCUACUGAAAGCAACAUAGUGAACCCCAAUCCACCUCAUCCUUUGUUUGCUGAAGUUCAAAAGCUCGCAGCAGAGUCUAUUGACUCCAAGCUACUUGGCGGUGCUGAGCAAAUAUACCCGUGCACUGCGUUGCAGUUAGCUAUGCUUGCAGAGACUGUUGCAGAUCCACGCAAUUACUGCAAUUGGAUUGAGUUGCAGAUAGAGCAAUCGCUGAGCCUGAGGCGUGUCAUGGAUCUUUUCCGACGUCUUUCUUCCGUACAUAGCAUGCUACGCUCUGGAUUCUGUCAGCUUUCAUCCAGUAAAACUCCUUUCGCUUGCAUCACUUACAGAGAGCUUGAGGACACGCAGUUCAGUGAGGUGCAGGACUUUAAUCGAGAGUUUUCUUGGAGAGAGGACGAACUACUGCGGCCACUUCAGAUUCAAGUCAAGCAUGAACAAGACUCAUGCUCGAUCCUGUUGCAGAUACAUCACUCGCUUUAUGACGGAUGGUCUAUCGAUUUACUGGUGAGAGACCUUCGCCGUCUUUUAAAUGAUGAAGUUCUGGCUGCCAUGCCUGGCUUUGUGAUGGUCACCAAUUUCUACCUCAACGUAGACUGCACUGCCGCGCUUGACUAUUGGCAAGAUCAAUUAUCUGAUUUUCAGCCAACUAGGCUUCCUAAUUUCAAUGGCCAAGUAGCCAAAUCAGCUGAGGUCAAAGAAGAGGUAUUCAAAAUGAGCGUUGUUCCCAAACGGGUCAGGCAGCUGGCCGAAGAACUGCAAGUUAGCAAGCCUGCUAUUUUCCAGACCAUGACGGCUUAUGUCCUAGGCACUUAUCUCGGAUCGGCGGAUGUCGUACUCGGUACAGUAACGUCUGGACGAUCCAUACCACUUGCUGGUAUCGAGGACGUUUUCGGACCCUGUUUGGCCACAAGCCCGUUGAGAAUCCACUUUAAGGGUGGAGAAUCCGCAGCAGAAGCCUGUAAGCGGACAAAUGUUCUAAAUCGACACCUUCUUGAACACGCAAUUGUUCCGCUUCAGACAAUCAAGCAAGUAUGCGAUAUAGAAGCCGGUAAACCGCUAUGGGAUGUUCUUUUUGUGUGGCAGGAAUCAUUGGAUAGCCACAUAUCCGAGGAACGCCAUGUUCAUGUCGUUGACAGCGCAGAUAAGCUUGAAUGCGCUGUGACACUGGAGUUCGAGCCCAGAGAUGAUGGAAUUUUUGGUAAAGCGACAUUUAAAAAUGACAUCAUCUCAUCGAAGCAAGCAGUUCUGUUGUUGCAACAAAUUGAUUCACUUGUUCUUGGAUUAAUUGAGAAAGCUGAUGCAAGCUUCGCGGAGCUCUGCGAAACACUUCCUCUUGAGACCUUGUCCAUAUCGAAUCCAUCUCCAGACAAGUUGCUUUUCGAUCACGGUGUGGAGCAUGCCGUGGAAUACUGGGCUCUCACACAGCCUGAUCAUCUAGCUUUGACUUUCGCUAUUGAAGUAUCGCAGGACAAAGCUAUCUGCGAAAGUUUGACAUACAAGCAACUGAACGAACGUGCCAAUCAGUUGGCACAUUUUCUAUCCGUGAAAGAUCUCAAGUCUUCGGAGCUUGUUGCAAUUUGCAUGGAAAAGUCUUUGGACCUCUACGUCGCGAUCUUAGCCGUGCUGAAAUUGGGACUUGGAUAUCUACCUAUUACACCAACUACACCACUCGCACGGAUUAAAAAAAUCACUGAUGAAGCUGGAGUGUCCUUAUGCCUCAGUCAACGUCAAGUAUUCCAUCAUCUUCCUCUCGAGAGCAUUUGCGAAGUUCUCAAUAUAGACACCGUUGACAUAGCGAGACUUUCAACUGCCAAUCUGGAAACAAAGUACAAUGGAUCGCGCGCAGCUUAUGCAGUGUUCACCUCUGGCAGCACGGGAACACCGAAGGGUGUCCUAGUCACCCAAAACAACCUAAGGAGUAAUCUUGCGGUGCUUGCUGAGAUAUACCCCACCGCCAAUGGAGACCGUCUACUUCAGUCGUGCUCACAAGCCUUUGAUGUUUCCGUUUUUGAAAUAUUUUUUGCAUGGCAAGAAGGCAUGUGCCUGUGCACCGCAACGAACGAUGUCCUCUUCAAAGACAUUGAGAUGGCAAUCAGAGCACUCGAAAUUACUCAUCUUAGCUUGACGCCAACUGUUGCAGCUUUGAUCCAUCCCGACAAUGUUCCUAGUGUUCGAUUUCUUGUGACCGCAGGUGAAGGGGUGACACAAAAAGUGAAGAAUAUGUGGUCCGAUCUCGGCUUAUUCCAGGGUUAUGGACCAUCAGAAACGACCAACAUUUGCACCGUCAAACCCAAUGUCACAAGGAGUGAUGCGAUCCGGAACAUCGGUCCCGUAUUUAGGAACACUUCAGGUUUCGUCUUUGAUCCAGCUGGCAAUACCAUCUUGCCGAGAGGUGCCGUUGGGGAGCUCUGCUUUGGUGGCGACCAAGUCUUCCGUGGCUACAUAAACCAGCCAGAACUUACUGCAAGUAGAAUCGUAACCCAUCCAAAGUUUGGACGACUCUAUAGAAGCGGAGACAGCGGAAGGAUUCUUUGCGAUGAUUCGAUUUUGUUUGAGGCUAGACUUGACGAUCAGGUUAAAAUACGUGGUCAAAGAAUAGAACUCAACGAAAUCAACCACUGUAUUCUGGAAAGCGCGGAUGUUGCAGAUUGCGCUACCAUAUUUUUAGAAAAGGAAUUCUCUAAUCCUCGACUGUUCUCGUUCAUUGUCCCUAAAGACACCUCAGCGGAGAAUCUCAGGUCUGACGAUGGUUUACUGCUACCUCUUGAAGAUGAGGUUCUGACUUGGUGUAACAUGGUGCUCUCGAAUGCUCGGAAAUUUUUGCCCGUUUACAUGGUGCCAUCCGCGAUUAUACCUAUUGCAAGAAUACCAAUGACGUUGCAAGGCAAGAUUGACCAUAGGAUGCUCAAGAUGGUGUUGAAGAAUCUUGAACGUGACAUGAUUAUAAAGCUUGGCGGAGGUGAGACUUCUUCCUCUUCGACUGAAGUGCGGGAAUGGCCAGAAAAGGAUAAAGCAAUUCUGGAAACACUGAAAGAGAUUCUUGGCACAUCAGCAGUGGCAAUAUCUCGGGGGGUAUCUUUUCUUAGUCUUGGCUUGGAUUCAAUCUCGGCGAUUCCCUUUGCCAGGCGUCUUUCAACAUUGUUGGGUCGCGACGUUCCGGUUUCAGCAAUACUGCGCAAUCCAUCUAUCGCUCGUCUGUCACAGUGGAUGGAAGGUUCUCCCUCAAAUGCUUUGAGCUAUUCUUCUCCAGAAUUUCUCCUUCCACAGACCCUGGUUGAGAAGGCUCAAAUCGCUGCAGCAAGAGCCAAAGUAAGUGUACGACGCAUAUUACCAUGCACUCCGUUGCAGGAAGCUAUGCUUUCAAGCUCCAGUCAGGACUCGAGUAUGUAUCUCAACGUAAUGUACUUCGAUAUCAGGUGCGACCCGGAUCAGCUGAAGGAAUGCUGGCGGAAAAUGUUUGAUAGGCACGACCUACUGAGGACAACUUUCUUAUCGACAAACGAUCCAGACUAUCCGUUCCUGCAAAUUAUUCGCUCACACAGCGACCUCCCUUGGAAGAACGAGACAGAUUUCACCGCUAGGGACUUGGUAGAGAUUCCUUCUGCGCUGGACACGUUCAUCGUUCCUGUUCAGCUGACAAUAUUUCAAAACGACUUCAAUAAUGUUCUACGUUUAUGUUGUCACCAUGCUCUUUAUGACGGAACGGCGAUGGCGCUUCUCCUGGAUGACAUUGAGAGGCUAUAUCGUGGAGAUAAUCUAUUGCCAAUCAUAGAUUACAGUCUCUUCUUGAGAGAAAUGGUUGCACAAAAGAGCGCAGAACAUAUUAAUUUCUGGCAAAGUUAUCUCCAUGAUCUUCAGCCUGCAAUUCUUCGCCCAAAAAGCCGGCACCAAAAUUUCAUACGUCAUAAAGUUGCAAAUCCAUUGAGUUUGGUCGAAAAGAGUUGUCGACAGAUGUCCGUUUCUCUCCUUGCAGUCUUUCAGACAGCAUUCGCAAAGACACUAUAUUCACUCUUCCAGACUCCGGACGUUUGCUUCGGAAGUGUAGUGAGCGGUCGUAGCGUUCUAUCCGACCAUCUUGACUCUCUGGUUGCAUCGACUUUUAACACCAUACCGACUCGCAUUCAGUUGCAAAGACACGAACUCAACAUAGAUGCCAUGAAAGCUGCGCAACGGUCCAAUGCAACCUGUAUGAGUCAUCAGCUGUGCGCUCUUCGUUCCAUACAGUCCAAAUUGGGAUUCACUGAGACGGGUAUAUUCUCCUCUCUAUUGUUGCUUCAAAGCGCGAGUAUUGACCUUGAUCCACGCAUCUGGCUUCUCGAAAAUGAGAAUGGAGCCAUGGACUUUCCGCUAAUUUUAGAACUAAUACCCGACAAACGAAAUGAUAGCCUUGUUGCAAUUCUGCACUACAACACUUCAAUACUCCAUAGCUUUGAGGCAGAAGAGGUAAUAUUGCACUUCCUAAGUGUAUUUGAUCAAUGCAUCGAGAAACCCAAUUUCCCAACAGUUGCUUCUCCUCCGCUUUCUUCACAAUUAUCGGUAAACUUUUCAACAAAGAUCUCGUGGCCGAAUUCCGUCAAGCUUGCACUAGAGGAUUCGAAACCCUCGAACACAAUGAAUGAAACUGAAAAAAAAAUCCUCGAGAUAAUCUCAGAGAUUUUCGGGAUUUCAAACAUUCGAGCGUCUCCUACAACAUCGAUAUACCAACUUGGGAUAGACAGCAUCGGUGCUAUUCAACUAGCGACAGGUUUACGCGCUCGAGGGCACUCAAAGAUUACCGCAGCGCAAGUACUUCAGAAUCCAAAAAUUGCUGAUCUCGCCGCCUUGGUUAGUGAACAAUCACAUGCUGCAGAAUCUAGCGGUAUUGAAUUCGAUUUGGACAAAUUCUCAGCGAAAUUCAUAUCCCAAGCGUGUGAAAUUAACGGUCUGUCUCUCAGCUUGGUCGAGCACCUGUGGCCUUGCACUCCAGUCCAAAUGGGCCUAAUUUCUCAGUUCUUAAAAGAUGGAAAGACAUACGUGAAUCAUAUUACGUACUCCACAAACAAUGAUAUCCCUCUGGAUCGAGUUCGAUAUGCAUUGGAACAUUUGGCAAGAGAAUACGAGAUGUUGCGCACUGGAUUCGUGGCUAUUGAAGAUGAUCCUCGGCAUUCAUAUGGUAUGGUAAUUUUCCGCGCGGGAGUCUUGGAGCUCCCAGUGGAGAUCGUGCCGAGUUCUGGUUUUGACUUAGAUGCAUGGAGGGAAGAAAAAACCAAGGAUUUCCACGAGUUUCUUGCAAAGCCAUCCUGGGCAGUCUGCUUACAAUCCGCAUCUUCGGAAUUACUUAUGCAUGUUAGCAUCUUUCACGCUAUAUAUGAUGCGACCAGCCUGGACAUCCUCCUCGAGGCGCUCGAUGCCGUAAUGAACGGACAAGAGAUUCCUAAAAAGUCGCCAAUUAAACCAAUUCUAUCAAAUAUACUUAACCAUAGUUCUUUGGGAUCUGAUAAUGACAACGAACAUGUAACCUUUUGGCAACAAAGCUUACAAGAAAUUAAUCAUAGUCGAUUCCCUGAUCUGACACCUUUACGCGUCUCAAAGCUCCACACUUUAAGUGCUGAGAAGGUUCUCAGGAUGGGGAGUCAAAAGCUCAAAGAAAAGUGCAAGUCAAUGGGCUACUCGAUCCAGGCUGUGGGCCAGGCAACUUGGGCCAAGAUACUGUCAGAAUAUCUCGGCGAAGACAAUAUUUGCUUUGGGGUUGUUCUUUCUGGCAGGGACAUGAAAGCUGGAGCAGAUCGUGCUGUCUUUCCUUGCUUGACCACCGUUCCAUUUGGAAUCUCUCUUACAGGCAAUACGAACGAUCAACUUGUUAAGUUUUCAAUGGCUUUCAACUCUGCAGUCCGCAAGCAUCAAUUCUGUAGUCUGCACGACAUACAACGAUGGACUGGCCGUGAGGCUCUCUUCGAUACAAUUUUCGCUUAUCAGAAGACUGGCACCUUAUCAAACAAUGCACGAUGGAAAACUGAUAACGAGAUUGCAACUGAUGAGUUCUCUCUCUCCAUGGAACUAAUACCAACGAACUUAGACGACAUCAUCAUACGAAUUACUUUUAAGGACAAUUUAGUACCAAUGGAGCAAGCUCGAGUAAUCUUGAACCAGUUUGAGACAUUACUUGAGGAGCUAUUCGAUGAACCCGAUACUGCUGUGUCUGAACAUGCCGUUUCAUCAAGCCACAUUCUAUCUAUAACCCCUGCCCAAGAACCUCUCUUGGACUCACCAGUUGAACUUUUGCAUGAGUUUGUCGAAUUACAAGCAAACAAGAAUCCUGACAGGGUUGCUUUUGAGUUUUAUACCAAGUCAGAAAAUGGCGAAUUUUUGAAUCAAUCGUGGUCGUAUAAGGACCUCGACAGAGAAGGGCUCAGAGUUAUGCAACUACUCGCCCUACAUGGAGUACACGCCGGUUCAUACGUUGGAAUAUGCUUUGACAAGUGUCCAGAAGCAUCUUUCGCCAUACUCGGCGUUUUGAAAGCGAAUUGCGCUUAUGUCGCAAUUGAUCCAUCAGCUCCUGCGGCUCGGAAGUCAUUUAUUGCUCAAGACGCUAAGCUUUCAAUUAUUCUAAGCAGCAAUCGCCAAGCCAAGCAUUUAGAUUGCAUAUCAGCCAGCUCUCCAAUUAUUUAUCUCGAUGAGGUUCUUUCAGAACCUGUCCCCGAUUCAAUCGUAGCGACGCAGAGCAUAACAUCUGACAGUGUCUGCUACUGCCUGUAUACCUCAGGUACUACUGGAACACCAAAAGGUUGCGAAAUCACACAUAAAAAUGCUGUGCAAGCAAUGCGGGCUUUCUCAAAGAUCUUUAGAGGUCGAUGGAAUGAGAGAUCCAAAUGGUUGCAAUUCGCCUCCUUUCACUUCGACGUUUCUGUUCUUGAACAGUACUGGAGCUGGUCAGAAGGUAUAUGUGUUGUGUCAGCACCUAGAGAUUUAAUAUUCGAAGAUAUCGAAGCGGCUAUCCGAACGAUGGGAGUUACCCAUAUCGACUUGACUCCUAGUCUCGCUUCGUUGGUUCAGCCGGCAAAUGUGCCAAAUCUGUGCAAAGGCAUAUUUAUCACUGGUGGCGAGCAACUCAAACAAGAGAUCCUUGAUGAUUGGGGUGAAGAAGAGGUCAUUCACAACGGUUACGGGCCAACAGAGACAACAAUUGGAGUGACCAUGUAUCCGUGCGUACCAAAAACCGGAAAACCCGCCAAUAUCGGCCCGCAAUUCGCAAAUGUUGGAACCUACGUUUUACGUCCAGGUACAAACCAUCCUGUUUUGCGGGGCGCAGUAGGGGAAUUGUGCGUCUCAGGAGCGCUGGUGGGAAAAGGAUAUCUUAAUCGCCCUGAGCUUACAGCGGAGAGAUUUCCUUUCCUCGAGAGCUGUGGUGAGCGCAUAUAUCGGACAGGAGACCUCGUCCGCAUUUGCCAUGAUAACACAUUUCUUUUCCUUGGCAGAAUCGAUGAUCAGAUCAAAUUACGCGGUCAACGUCUUGAGAUUGGUGAGAUCAACAGCACCAUCCGGAAGUCCGUGUCAGGCAUAACAGACGUUGCCACAUUCGUCCUUCGACACCCUAAGCAGCAGCGGGAUCAACUGACAACCUUUUUUGCAAUCGGAAACGUGGAAUCUGGGAAUGAAGAAACUGUCCUAAAAACCCGACAUGGUCAAGAAGGGGUUAUAGAACAAAUUCGUGCUGCCUGUAGGGAGCAAUUACCUGGCUACAUGGUCCCGACGUUUAUUAUCCCUGUCAGUCGUAUUCCACUAUCCGCCAAUAACAAGACAGAUGCCAAAACACUCAAGUCAUUGUUCUGCGAAAUGUCGUUGGAUGAGAUCCAGGCCGUUUCUAAAGCGGAAUGUCAGUCGCUAAACAGCACAGAGAGGAAAGUUGCGGAAAUUCUCUCGGUAUUCUGCGACAUACCAACAGAGAACAUCCAACCUCGCUCAAACAUCUUUGAACUCGGUCUGGACUCAAUUUCUGUCCUUGGCUUUUGCAAUAAAUUGAGAAGAUCCGGUUUUUACGGGGCUUCCCCUGCUCUUGUUAUGUCUCAUCCAUACAUUGAUGCGUUGGCAAAAGCCUUGCUGGAGAACUCGUCAGCAAAACUCGACGCCAACUCUACCGAACAGGUCUGCCAAAGGAUAUCAAAUAUGCACGCCAAGUAUCAAGAAGAAUUUUCGAGCGUAUUGCGCGUCCAAGUAGAUGAUAUUGAGGCGAUUGCGCCGUGUACUCCCUUACAGGAAGGUAUGAUCUCAACAUUUCUUGGGCAAGAACAGAACGGUGCAUACUUCAGCACUUUUACAUUCAAAAUGCGUUCAAAAAUCGAGCUGGAGAGGAUUCAGAAGGCUUGGCAAACCGUUUGCAAUGGUUUGCAGAUUCUCCGAACACAAUUUCUACAAACCGAGGACGGAUACAUGCAAGUGGUUCUCCGAAACUACUCACUGCCUUUCAAGAUCUUGGACAGUUCCGCAACGCUAAAUUUUGAAAAUGCUGCCGGUCAGCUUAGACUUGCAUGGUUCGCUGCUAAUGAACGACACCUUUUUCGUCCGGUAGAAGUAACAGUUCUGCGCACAAACAAGGAGGAUGUGAUGAUCUUGAACAUUUUUCAUGGAAUUUAUGAUGGAAACUGCCUAGAAAUGAUGAUUCGUUGCGUAUACGACGCUUAUACUGGUAACGGGGUUCUGGAAUUUGGCCCUGCAUUUCAUGACGCUCUAAUAUAUGGUCCUCUUCGCACCGUACAAAAUGCCAAGACUUAUUGGGCUUCUCGAAUAGGACCGCCAGUCGCCGAAAGACUCGACGUGAGCGGACAACAUACACAAGAGACUCAAAGCAUUGAGUGCGGUGGUCGCCUAGAGACAUGCAGGCGGAGUUUGAAUGUUACACAUCAAGCAGUUUUGCAGGCAGCAUGGAUAACUACUCUCGCUCAAAUUUACCACCAAGAACAAGUGUCAACUGGCGUGGUUUGUUCCGGUCGGAGCAUUGAUUUCAACGACGCAGCCAAGGUCAUAGGCCCUAUGUUUAACACAAUCCCAUUCCAGGAACGACUUCUACCUAACGACUCUUGGUCAUCUUUGAUCCAUCGCUGUCAUAAAUUCAAUGUUGAUUCUCUCCCUUAUCAGCACACGUCACUACGUGAAAUUCAGAAGUGGAUCCGCAAUGGAGACGCUCGAAGCCUGUUUGCAUCGAUUUUUGCCUUUAACAUGGAGACGAGCACUGCUACAGGUGGAUUUGAUAAUGAACUCUGGAGUCUACAGGAUGAUGAUAAUCGCUCAGAGUAUAUACUUGCUUUGGAAGUGGAGAACAAGCUGAACGGUAGUGUUCGUGUUUUGCUUGCCUCUACUGGAGACACAGUAAAUGGCGCAUCAAUCAGGGCUAUACUCGAUCAGUUCCAAAUCAACCUCAGACAUGCUAUGGAAUCCUCAGAAUCAUUGAUCUCAACUGAUCCUGUUAAAUGGGAUAGAGUUUCGCAGGUCUUCACCGAAAAGAAACCACUUCUUGAAUUUGACCAAAGCCCAAGCUCUAAAUUCACGUGGAAUUCGAUAGCUAAAUUAAUUAGAGCUGAGAUAUCUUUUUUGACCGGUGUACGAGAGGAUGACAUAACAGAACAUACAUCCAUUUUUGAACUUGGACUAGACAGCAUUGAUGCCAUUAAGCUUUCAGCUCGACUGGCAAAGAGAUCUAUACACAUUCCAGUAAGCUCGAUAAUGCGUUACGCGAAAUUGGUCGACAUAGUCUGUCACGCCAGCGAAAGAAGAGGCGAAAUACACGAUAAAUCAAAAGUUCUGGAAGAGAUGGAGAGCAAGUUAUCACAGUGGUUAAAUGCUCGAGGAAAAGUUCUGACCAACACCGAGAGAAUUCUUCCAGCAACGUCUCUGCAGGAGGCUAUGGUUAGCAUUAUGGUCGAGUCGGACUACAGACAGUACUUUAACCAUGAUGUGCUUCGUUUGCUGCCUGAAACAAACGAGGAAAGGUUGCGUUCGGCUUGGAAACUUGUUUUUGAGAAAACCCCCAUACUCAGAACCUCCUUCAUUCCAAUCAAUGACACGGAGAUCCAAAGUACAUAUGCCCAGGUGGUAAUGCGCGCGCACGAAUUGCCCUGGAAUACGAUUCAUCUUGAACACGCGACACAGAUCGAAAGGGUGAUUGAAAAGCUCCGGGUUGAAGCCAAACAGUCUGGAGAAUCAGCGUUGCUUUUCCGUCUAACUUUAAUUCGCGCGGAGGAUGAAAAUUUCCUGGUUCUUUCAUUACCACAUGCGUUGUACGAUGGUUACUCUCUCAAUAUGCUUCACAGCGAUUUAGCUGAAGCAUACCAUUCUGACACUAUUGAAGAGCGUCCAUUUUGGGACAAAGCUUUGGAGGAGAUUCUGGUAAUGACAAACUCUUCCGCAAGUGAAGAAUUUUGGUCACGAUGUCUCUCUGGAUCUACUCCUUGCUUGAUCUCUAAUAUCCCUCUCAGUCCGUCGGCUUUUGGCCACACGGUUCACCGACAUGAAGCCCAAAGCCAGACGACAUCGGAGGAGUUACGUCAAUUCUGCAAACAGCAAGGCAUAACUCCCCAGGCUUUCGGACAAGCUUGUUUCGCACUUGUGCUAGCUUCAUACACCAAGCGGCUCGACCCUGUGUUUGGCAGUGUUCUUUUCGGUCGCAAUACAGACGAAGCACAACAAUUAUUCUUUCCAAUGAUGAAUACAGUUGCAGUAACCCCAAAAUUGGGUGGCACGAAGUCGUCUUUUAUGCGUUCCGUUCAGCGCUUGAUGACAGACAUCUUGGCACAUCAAUACUUUCCACUCCGUCGAGCUCAAAGAUUUGCGUCAUCAGAUGGAAAGCAGCUGUUCAAUUCACUAUUCAUCUUCCAGUCAAGACGAAAAGAAGUCAAAAGAGCAGCACGAUUAUACGAAUCAGUUGAGAGUUCAUCCGAUCUCGAAAUUCCCGUCUGCGUAGAGCUAGAGCUCAUUGAUUCAUCUAUAUUAUGGAGAGCAGCUUGCCACAGCGAGUUUCUAGACAAGUGUGGAACGAAGCAAUUACUCUUGCAUAUGGAGAUCGCUGCUAAGCAUUUGAUGCGGGACGUUGACACCGAACUUAUACGAAAAGAUGAAAAUGAGGUUGUUAUUGGCUCGCUUCCGAAAUUCUGCAUUGAAUUCACGUCAGAAGAAAGUGGCGUUGGCAUCAGAGAAAGGAGCAAUAACGAAUCUCACGUUACUGUAGACCCGCUGAUUAAAACAAUCCAGCAAAUCCUGAGUCAGGUGGCUCAAGUUCCGAUUGAAGAUAUUGGCCUUGGAACGACUUUGUAUCACAUAGGCCUUGACUCAAUAUCGGCCAUAAAAGUUUGCUCCUUAUUGAGGAGCAGAGGUAUUACCAUCACUGUGAGCAAUCUCCUUCGUGCGUCAGAUUUGGCAGGCAUCGCGAAGGCUGUCACCGUUCCGGAAAGAGAAGAUCCUGGAAACGAUGCUACUGACGAGGUGAUUGCUCUAGCAAAAGCCGCUCUGAUGCUCAGAAUCCCAGAAGAUAAAUCUCUUAGCAAAUCCAUAGACGCCAUAUUGCCUGCGACUUCAGGGCAGAUUUACAUGUUAAAGAUGUGGGAGCGCUCAUUUGGCCGGCUGUUUUUCGAUACGUUCAACUUCAAACUUCGGAUUUCAGAACUCUCACCCAAUUAUAUGAAAAAUGCCAUCCUGAGAUGGGUUCGAAGUCAUCCGAGUUUGAGGACACUAUUUGUCCGUUCGCUGGACAAAAGAAUGCCGGUCUUGCAAAUUAUUGUCUCAACAGACAAUGUAGGAGUUGAAGAGAAACGCGAAUCGGUAGAUAUCGGAACAAAGGACGCUUCGUCGUGCGCUGGCAGUUUCCAAAUCAAUGUUAGCGAUGAAGUGUCAAUAUAUGGGUUCUACAUUCCGCUCAUUAUAUACUAUGAACGGUCAGAAUCAGACUUAUGGAAUAUUGGGGUUCAUAUUCACCAUGCGCUUUACGAUGGCGUCAGUUUGCCAGCACUUUUACGUGAUUUGGAGGCUCUUCUAAAAGGCACUCUGACUGCUUCAAGUCUACAAAGCCUUUCGAACUACUCGAACUUUGUGGCACGUUCUCAUCGGCUUACACAAAAUCAGGAAGCCCGGAACUUCUGGACUAACUAUCUAAGUGGCACGUCGUGCUGUUUCACCAGCCAGAAAGCAACAGACUUCGAUUAUUACCACAAGCGAUUUGCCAAAUAUCACUCAAAUUACAUAAAGAAUGCACAGCAAAUCCUUGACGCGGCACGCAGACAUGUCAUAUCAGUGCCUUCACUGUUCCUUGCAGCGUACGCACGAUUGCUACACAACUCCACACCGGCGCCAUCGACUGAACGAGGUGAGAAGACGGCAAGUAUUGCCAUCGGUUUGUACAUGGCAAAUCGGGGUCACGGCGCGCAGGACAUUAGCUGCUUCCCAACUGUGAAUCUGCUACCUUUAGCGGUCAAUACAUCCUUGCCACUCCUUGAGGCAGCAAAGAAGGUUCAAGCGGAUCUAAUCACGAUCAGUGAGUUGCCUAACGCCUCUGUUGGGCUUUGGCAAAUCCGAGAUUGGACUGGUGUCGCUGUCAGAAGCUUCGUGAACUGGAUCCAUCUACCAAGCUACGAUGACGAGAGAAGUGGAAAUCUUGACAACUUCAGUACAAAGAACGAAAUCAACCAGCUUAUAGAAAAUGACGCCACAGAUUUCAGCGUACCUGAAGAGUUGCAGACAGAUGAACUGUUAGAAGCUUACUUGCCUACCGUUGACCUUGAAGUUGCACUACGAGGUGGAGCUUUAGAUCUAGGUAUAUUUGGACCUACUGCGAUGCUAGAACAGGAGCAGGCCGAGGAAUUGCUCUCGAAGAUCAAGGAAGAGCUUUACCGAUUUGUAGGAUCUGAAUGAAAAGACGGACGAUAGGAUGUUUUCGCGCUCAUUCACUAAAGUUUCUUGUUGCAUCCGAUAGCAUAGAACACCGACACGCAUAUAGAAAGCAAUAUUGUCAAGAGCGCUUCGAUCUCAAUCAGAGUCACGGAGAAGUUAGCCAAAGCCAAUAGCAUCAUACUAGUCGUCUGGGCGAUUUAAG
Messenger RNA from Verruconis gallopava, 15447 nucleotides. RefSeq lists its product as uncharacterized. The transcript has 7 exons. Gene Ontology annotation, cellular component: cytoplasm. Bases 108 to 15266 code for a protein of 5052 amino acids. Gene Ontology annotation, biological process: secondary metabolite biosynthetic process; amino acid activation for nonribosomal peptide biosynthetic process. The record is from RefSeq and is a predicted model, not a curated record. Lineage: Eukaryota; Fungi; Ascomycota; Dothideomycetes; Venturiales; Sympoventuriaceae. Gene Ontology annotation, molecular function: phosphopantetheine binding; catalytic activity.